This is a messenger RNA of Cryptomeria japonica (Japanese cedar), 567 nucleotides long. RefSeq lists its product as uncharacterized. The coding region runs from base 1 to 567 and encodes 188 amino acids. NCBI's taxonomy places the organism in Eukaryota, Viridiplantae, Streptophyta, Pinopsida, Cupressales, Cupressaceae. The transcript has a single exon. The record is from RefSeq and is a predicted model, not a curated record.
AUGCAUGAAAGGUUAAUGUUGCUUUUAUACAACCGUGUCAAGGCCACCUCUAUUCUGCACUCUAUCACUGAGCUAUCAGACUCAGAAGAGGAGUAUGAUAAUUCAGAUGUUAGUGAAGAUGAGGGGUUUGAUAUGGAGUUGGAAGAUGAUUUUAACAUGGAUACCUCCGUUAAAGGAACCAGAAAGGGGAAGGAUAAAGAUAUGACUUCUGGGUCGAGCAGAAAGACUUCCAACAAAAGGGUUAAAGGAAUUAGGAAUAAAAUGCAAGAGGAGGACAACUGGUUUGAAGAAGAUGAUGAGGAUGAUGAUGAUAUGGACACUGAAAGUGAAAAUGCUACCCCACCACCCAAGAAGAAAACCAAGUGCAGUCCUGUUAUCACUGAAAUCAGCCCCAAGGAGGAGGAUGGUACCUCAAAGACCCCUUCUACUCCUUUGGAUCCUAAUAGACGGACUUGUAGUGUUGAGAAAGAGGGGAAGAAUGUGGUGGAAGAUGUGACUCUGCCUCCUAAAGACAAAAUCACAGUUGUUGAUGUGGAGACCUUGGAGAAUAAUGUUGUUUUUUCAUAA